This is a messenger RNA of Candoia aspera, 1432 nucleotides long. It is a transcript of the gene TMEM128, whose product is annotated as transmembrane protein 128. Bases 1 to 495 code for a protein of 164 amino acids. Lineage: Eukaryota; Metazoa; Chordata; Lepidosauria; Squamata; Candoiidae. The record is from RefSeq and is a predicted model, not a curated record. The transcript has 5 exons.
AUGGCGGACGGCGGCGAGGGCGAGGGCGAGGCGUCGGUGCGGCGGCGGCGGGGGAGCGGACGCGGAGCGGGGCCGGAGAGCCGGGCGGCGGUUCCAGGUUCAAACAUGGAGAAAAAGGAGAAGCCUCUUCUCAGGCUUAACAUUCAUUCUGCAUUCUGGAUAUUGGCAUCGAUAGCUAUUACAUACUAUGUUGAAUUUUUUAAAACUGUUAAGGACAUUAUUCAAAAAGAAAGUGGGUGGUUUGUUCUCGGCAGCUGCUUAUUAGUUCUCAGUCUGUUGGUGGCCUUUUACUGCGUCAUAUACCUCGACUGCUAUUGUGGAGUUGCAGACUAUGAAACCAGCUAUCCUGCUCUCAUUCCCAUCACAACCGCUAGCUUUAUUGCUUCAGCAGUUUGUUUUAACAUUUCCUUAUGGCCCGUGUGGUCAUUUCUUACGCCUCUGGUGCUCUUCACCCAGUUUAUGGGUAUAGUCAUGCUUGUGUCCCUCUUGGGCUAAAUCUUGCACGGUUCUUCCGACUCUUGAUGUCAGAGUGAAUGGUCUGUAAUUCCCUGGAUUUGAUCAUUUUCCCCUUUCUGAAGUUUGGGGCACCGCUCGCUCUCCACCACUUCAACUUCAGAUAUAAUACAUAAGGGAUCAGCUAGACCAUCAUCAGGUUCCUUCAGUACCAUAGAAGGGAGCUCAUCAGGCCCUGGAGUUUUAACUUACAAAGUAUAUGUUUCUGUCAUUUUCAAACUUCCCUUUUGCUCCUCAUUCUGUUUUUCACAGUUUCUUGUUGAGCAAAACUGAAGCAUCUGCAUUCUAAAAAAGAUAACAAAAAGCUAUGUUUAAACAAAAUGCCAUUCAUUUGUUUGCAGGCUGAACUGCCAACUGGCAGGAUUUGAAGAUCAAACAUGCAGGUAAUAAAGUGUGGACAGUCUAAAAUUUUAUCUUCGAUUUGAGCAAAGCAGUUGGACUAAAAUACAGCUGUGGAAUUAAGUAGCAUUUUGUCAUAUUCUGUGAACUUUUUAAAAGUUUCAGGAUACUUAAAUCAGUACUACUGAUUAUAUGCUGACAUGGAAACAAAAUUAUUGCAUUUGAAUUGAAGAAUUUGAAUUCUUCAUCUACAUGUUUUAUACAAAAUGGUGAACAUAUUAAGUAGGGACUUAGUUACUCAGAAUGCUUGAAUCCCAUCUCUGCCAUAAAUUUACUAGAUGACCUUAGUUAAGUCAAACUCCACUUCAGUGUCCCCUGUAUCUAGUGAUCCUCAAUAUAAUACUGAUUUAUAAUCCAGGAAUUUUAUAAGGAAUAUGAAAUACUUUGAAUGCUUGAAAAUGCUAUUAUAAACAUUAAAUGGUGGCAGGUUCCACUUGGAAGGAAAAGCAGUUUAUAAAUAAAAUUAUUUGCAUGCAUUUGGGAUCUAACUGAAAUUUUAAAAAAAAAUUGGAGCUGCUGU